Molecule: messenger RNA, 462 nt
Organism: Suillus subalutaceus
Lineage: Eukaryota; Fungi; Basidiomycota; Agaricomycetes; Boletales; Suillaceae
Exons: 1
Coding region: 1-462 (153 amino acids)
Source: RefSeq, a predicted model, not a curated record
AUGAAAGGGAGUGCAGAAAGGCAGGAGCUGAUUCACGAAGGGGACUCAGUUGAGUCACAGAAUGGUGUUAAUCAUAUUAUAUAUGAUGUUCGAAGAGGGCAAGAUGUCAUCAACCCAUGGACGUCUCAUUGCAAUGUCAUGGUGCUGCGCUCAGACAAUGACAUGGGGCCCCAAGGUCACAGAUUUACUUAUGGUAAGGUUCUGGGUAUCUACCACAUCAAUGUAAUCGUGAUCGGUGUUGGUAUGGUGGACUAUACUCCACUGCACAUGGAAUUCUUAUGGAUUCGCUGGUACCAGCCUGUGCAGCAGCUCUCCACCUGGGACACCUCCACCCUGGAUCGAGUGAGAUUUCCACCUCUGGAUGACGAGUACUCGUUCGACUUCCUGGAUCCAUCAGACAUACUUCACGGUUGCCACAUUAUACCUUCAUUGCCAGUUGCAGGAAACAUCUCAAUGGAUUAG